This is a messenger RNA of Enterobius vermicularis (human pinworm), 261 nucleotides long. The record is from the annotation of a GenBank genome assembly. NCBI's taxonomy places the organism in Eukaryota, Metazoa, Nematoda, Chromadorea, Rhabditida, Oxyuridae.
AUGGCCUUACUGCUCAAUCCUCACUCUCUUGAACCGUUGUUGGCGAUAUCCGUACUAGUGGUGUUGGGGAAGUCUCAGUUGGGAGUCAAUGGAGUGGUCGCUUGGGGACUGUUUAUAAGCUAUGAUGUUGUUUUAAUAUGGGUUGGUGGUGGCGUAUUCGCUUUUGAAUUAUGAGCUGGUUCUGCCCAGUGUCUUUUGGUUGGCUUUCUUACUGAUGACGAAGAUGUGCCGUUAAUACUAGGAGAUACAGAAGAAGCUUGA